Molecule: messenger RNA, 3802 nt
Organism: Olea europaea var. sylvestris
Lineage: Eukaryota; Viridiplantae; Streptophyta; Magnoliopsida; Lamiales; Oleaceae
Exons: 4
Coding region: 453-3560 (1035 amino acids)
Source: RefSeq, a predicted model, not a curated record
GACAAAUUUUGAUGUCACUGUUCGUUUGUUUGGAAGAUUUCUUUUCUGGGAUCUCUCUCUUUCUCUCUCUACAAACAAUAAUAGUAAUAAUUAUAUACUCUUGCACAAAUUCUUUCUUCCUGUAUUUCUCAUUUCUCUCUCUAAAGGUACUUCAUUUUUAGAGGGAGAGAGUGGCCCAGCUGAUCGAAAUCUGCAAUCUUUGUUGGGUCUGACGAGGAUCUGAGCUUCUUCAAUGAAAUUUCCAAGCCAUUCACCUUUAUUGUUUACUUAUUUUCAUUUGACGGUUUUUUAAUCAUUUCUCGUCUUUUUUCUUGGUUUAUUUGGUGAUAUUGAGUGAAAAAAAAAAACUUAAAUUUACAUGAUUAUAAGCUCUUAAUUACCGUGAGACUCACUACGAUUCAAUCCACGAGGGUUUGUUGAGAAGCUGUGAUUCCAGGAUGUGGGUCUGAGGAAUGGCAAUGAAAGUGCAUCGCAAAAACUACUUGCCAGGGUAUUCUUCCAUGAGGGAUCUUCACGAGGAUUCUAACAGCAGUCGCUGGCCCCUAUUUUAUGGAGACGAGCCCUUAAAAAUCGGGCAGUGUUACAAUUUGUUUGUGCCGAGGACUGUAACGGACGGGUCUCUGGGGUAUGAUAAGAAUACAUUAAAGCAGAAAAUGCUUGAACACGAAGCAAUUUUUAAGAACCAGGUUUAUGAACUCCACCGCCUUUACAGAACUCAAAGGAACAUGAUGGAAGAAAUAAAAAAGAAUGAACUAUGUAAACAUUGGACAGUGAUGGAACCAUCAUCGUCGUCGUCAACUCUACAUGGAUCUCAAAUGCCAUCAAACGAUGCUCGAAAACAGCAAAUGAUGGGCUUUCCUUUGUUGCAUUCUGGUCAUGGCAGAACAUCUGUCUCAGGAGUUGAAAUUGUUAAUUCUCCUUCGAGUUGUACUAAUGGGAAUAACAAGCACACUGGACACUACCCAUUCCAUCACCGAUGUUCUUCAAAGGACUCUGAAGCACUGGAUUCGAGACCCUCUAAGGUGAGGAAGAAGUUGUUUGAUCUUCAACUUCCAGCCGAUCAGUAUGUUGAUACUGAAGAUGAGGAAUGCAUACAGGAUGGAAAAGUACCUGACAUUUUGAGCCAUACACCUAAUGGAGUUCAAAAAGUUGCCCCCGAUAGUACUAAGUUUUUGGUUAGUGGAGAUUCCUCAGCUUCAAGUUCCUGUUUGAGGAGAUCUAUUGGUCUAGCUGAUCUAAACAAACCCAUUCCCAUUGAAGAAGUAAUGGCUCCAUCAUCUAUUGAUUUUCUUGGUUGUACUUCAAAUGUUGGAGAGACUAAAGGUGUAGAUCUGUCGGCCAAACCAAGUGCAAGAUUUGUACGUGUACUGGGAGAAACCAUAUAUAGCCAUAACAGAUCUUUGAUAAAUUCGUCAGUCGGGAGUGAAGUCAAAGAGAGGGGAUGGCUCAAUCAUGUACAUGAAGCAGGAUCCAGUAAAAGUAAUCCGGCAUCUUCACUUCCAGUUCUCCCAAAAGAGAAGCUGCAUAUACCUUCCCAGCCAGCAGAUGUCAUGCUUAAUAAGGUUUGUCAUCCUCCUGGAAUAUAUCCAACUUGUCCCAGUAGGGAAGAUUUGUGGAGAGAGAGAGGUCGUGAUUCCUCCGAGAAUAAACAUUCAGAACCAGUUGUUGCAUCUCGGACUCCUGGUCCGUACUCAUGUUCUGGUUUUGCUGAUUCAUGGUCUCACUCCCACUCGUCUUCAGCAAAGCCCACAAGUUGCUUUAUUCAAAGGAUAACCUCGUUGCCAACAUCUAUCAAUUUUGCUUCAACAAGCCAGGAAACCUUUGGAGACAAUUGGAAAGUCGAUGCUAGCUCUAGGUUGAACCCAAGCUUGGGAAGUGAUGUAACAUCCCAGAAUGGAUUUUACCAUGGGCCUGUCUCGGGAUCCAAAGAACCACAAGUUCACUUGCCAUCAGAUGCCAUCGAUUAUUUUAACUGCAGCAAGGGUGAUAAUGUAGCAUCUGACCAUUCUACUAAACAUGGAUAUGAGAGGUUUCUGAAGGGCUCGACUCAUGUGGAUAAGAAGCCUGCCGUAGAUAUUGACUUGAAUGAGGUAGUUUUGAAGAGCUCAUCAAAUGAAACAUCUUGUCUGCAUGAUCUCAAUAAGAUGGAUGAAAAAAGUAAGCAUGCUGACGUGUCAACAUGGCCUUGGCUUAAACCGAAGCCCUCCUAUAAAAAUGAGGCUUUCGCAGGUGCUAGGUGUUCGGAACUUUCGGGAAGUUUGGCAUACCUUCAAGCUUCUUCUAUUCCCUCGUGUUGCAAGAGCGAAACGGUGAGAGAUCUUAACCAAACAUUUCCCCCAACUGUCAUGUCAGCUUCAAGUGAUUGUGAGGUUGUGACCGUACACGAGACUCAGAAUGUUAAGAAAAUUCUGGGGUUUCCCAUUUUUGAAAUUGCAAGUGUUCAUAAAAACGAGCUAUCAUCCCAUGUUUCCACCCCGGUUAUUCACCAUCCUGAAGGUAAAAUUUCCAAAAAUGAAAGAAGAGAUGGAAUAAUUGAUAUUAAUGUAGCUUGCGAGUCAGAUGAGCAGAUAGCAGCAGAACUCAUUAUAGAGAAGGAAAUAUAUACAAAAGGUUCCUAUACUGGAAAUCUUAUCGAUUUGAACUCUUGUAUCAAUGACGAUGAAGAUCCACCAGCAUCCUCUGUUCCAAGCAACAGUGCUAUUACAAAGACAUCAGUCGAAAUAGAUCUAGAAGCCCCAGCAAUUCUGGAGAGUGAGGAUGAUAAUGCACUGUCCAGAGAAAAUAUACAGGUUGAGGCAUCCUCGCUAUCUUCUGAACAUAAAGCCAAACAAAUACAGGAUGAAAUUGUAAGAAAUGCUGCACAGACUAUAAUUGCUAUCUCAUCUUCGAGUCAGAAAAUCCUAGUAAAGGAUAACGUUUUCCUUCCACCUGACGCAUCAUUCGCAGAACCCCUGCUCUGGUUUGUUGAUGUUAUUUCAUCACAUGCAGAUAAACUCAAUAGCAAAGAAUUGGGGAAUGGUGCACCAAUUCGGGAUCUCUUUGAGGAGAUAGAUGAUUUCGAGGCCAUGACAUUGCAACUGACAGAGAUGAAAGAAGACUACAUGCCUAAACCCUUUGUUCCAGAAGUCCAAAAGAUGGAAGAAAUAGUACCUGAUACAUUACCAAAUAGAUCUCGAAGGGGUCCGGCGAGGAGAGGAAGGCAGCGGAGGGACUUUCAAAGGGACAUUCUUCCUGGUCUGACAUCAUUGUCCAGACAUGAGGUGACCGAGGAUCUUCAGACAUUUGGAGGCCUGAUGAGAGCUACCGGGCAUCCUUGGAAUUCUGGGUUGAUGAGAAGGAAUAGCACUAGAAACGGGGGUUUUCGGGGGAGGCAACGGACAGUGGUUGAAACAACUCCAACUAUUCCCACCCCAGUUUGCAAUUCAUUGAUGCAGCAACUAAAUAACAUUGAAGCUGGUUUGGAGGAUAGAAGCAUAACCGGGUGGGGGAAGACAACUAGACGUCCCCGUCGACAAAGAUGCCCUGCAGGUAAUCCUCCUACUGUUGCAAUAACCCAAUAAUGGAAAAGGCGUUAAAUUUAUUGAUUCAGAAUUCACAGAGGAAAAUUAGACGGUGAUAUUGGGGAAUGAGAUCGUGUUUCCUAGAGCUAUUUGUCUUUGUAAAUGUCAUUGUAGCUCAUAAUUCGACACCAUGAUUCUGUCUGAUUUCUUCUCGAUACAACAUUGCUUCAAAGAUGUGCAUUUGUAUUCUUAGAGAGAGCUGAAACAUGUGGAAUGUUUUGUUAGAAGCAGGUUCGACUUAA